AUGGCACCAGUUUACCAUAUAGUUCUUUUCAAACUCAAGCCCAAUGUCAAGGAAUCCGAGAUUGACGAGCUCAAGGAGGCGCUCACAGGCAUGGUGGGAAAGGUUCCAGGGUUGAUCAGAGCCGACAUUGCUCCACCACACAUCAGCACAGCCCAUCGUUCUCAGGGCUUCAACAUGGGGCUGGUGGCUGUUCUAGAUGGGCCAGAGACGAUAAAGACGUAUGGCGAGCACCCGGAGCAUCAAAAGGUUCACAAAAUACGCGAGGCUCUGUGUGAUGAUACUUUGGCCUAUGACCUUGAGUAUAAUGUAUAG
Molecule: messenger RNA, 312 nt
Organism: Fonsecaea erecta
Lineage: Eukaryota; Fungi; Ascomycota; Eurotiomycetes; Chaetothyriales; Herpotrichiellaceae
Exons: 3
Coding region: 1-312 (103 amino acids)
Source: RefSeq, a predicted model, not a curated record